Molecule: messenger RNA, 3705 nt
Organism: Pediculus humanus corporis (human body louse)
Lineage: Eukaryota; Metazoa; Arthropoda; Insecta; Psocodea; Pediculidae
Exons: 2
Coding region: 1-3705 (1234 amino acids)
Cellular component (GO): nucleus
Molecular function (GO): ATP-dependent chromatin remodeler activity; ATP hydrolysis activity; ATP binding
Source: RefSeq, a predicted model, not a curated record
AUGGAAGCUUGGUUAUGGUUUAGUAUAAUGGAAAAAUUAAUUGAAGCCAAAGAAUUUUAUUCGCCAUUUACCCUAAAUUUAUUUUCAAAUUCUCUAAGUACGGCAUUAAAGGGUAAAAAUUUCGAUAAAUCUUAUUGUUGUUAUAAUGUUAGCGAUGAAAAUGUGAAAACAUUUAAUGAAAAUGAACGGAAGUGUGAAACGUUUUCCAGACAAAUACCUAAAAGUGUACCAGAUAAAAUGUUGAUAAAUUCUCGCGAAGAAGAAUUCGUAGAUGAUGACGUGAUGGAAAAAAAAAUUGACGACGAUUUGAAAUUAUUUCCGGUCGUGAAAAAUAAUCAAAUCAUCGAUAAUAGAUUAAAUGAUGAAAAUACAAAAAGUUCAACGGAUUCCGUAUUCGAAGAUAUAAUAAAUCCGAAAAGAAAAUUCGAUGAAAUAAAUGAAAAUUUUAAUAAAAAAAAAUUUUUCAGUUGUAGCGAGUCGGAUGAUAGUUGCAAUGAGAGCAGUAUUAGAAGUAAAAAAUCAAACGAAACGAGGAAAUGUGGUAGGAGAGGGAAAACGCGUCAAGGUAUGACACCAGAAGAAAUAGAAGAAGAAGAAUUGUUAAAUCUAUUGAAAUUAACAAAGAAUAGUUUAAAUGAAAAAAAUUUUUAUUCUAAUCAAUUAUCGAAAUUAUCAAAAGAUAAAAACAAUAAGUUGAAUGUUAAAAAUUCUAAUAAACCAGAAGAAGAAGAAGAAGAGGAAGAGGAGGAAGAAGAGGAAGAAGGAGAAGAAGGGGAAGAAGAAGAAGAAGGAGGAGGAGGAGAAACUUCCAUGGAUUUCGUUAACGAAUUGGAAAAAUUAACGGAAACAAAUGAGAAAACAUUAGGAGAUAAAUGCGUUGAUGAAAAUUACGAAACUCACAUAAAUGAAGUUAUAAAAAGUGCUUUUUUAUUAAGUUCGAGCGAACAUUCUUAUACGUCUAGUAAAAGUGACAAAAACAACAAAAAAAAAUUAAUUAAAAAGAAAAAGUUAAACGAACGUUAUAAAUAUCCUAAAAGAAAUAAAAACUCGGACGGUUUGAAAAAUUUCAGACUUGCUGCGUUUUCCACGAGCAGCAGCAGCAACAGCAGCAGCAGCAGCAGUAGUAGCACCAGCAGCGAUGGAGAAUCCGUACAAAAUAAUAAAAUAAUAUUCGAAACGGAAAGUGAAAUAAGCGAUGAUAAAAGAAACGAAAGCGAAGAAACGAAAAGUACUCGCCGCCAUGAUUCUUAUAAAAGUAGCAAAAAAUCUAAUAUGAGCGAAUGUUCAAAUUAUAGCAGCGAAGAAUCCAUAAUCAGCGAAGGUUUUAUUAUAAGCGAAGAUUCGGAAACGAGCGAAAAAAGAAAUGUCAAGGGAAAACGUAGGGUGUUGUCGGACAGCGAACCGGAAAGUUUAACCGGAAGUACCACCGAUUCAUCGAUAAUUCAAUGCAGUCCCGAUUCGACCUUUCAAAAAUCUCCCAAUAAGGGACGUAAAAACAUAAAGAAAAUUUUAAAAAAGGAAUCGUUGGACAUAAAUACGAAACAAGCGAGAAAAAUGGAAACGGAGAGGAAGAAAAGGCUGAGCGAAAGGCAUAAAAUAUUUGAAAAAUAUUCCGUCAAUUCGAACGAUUCCAAAUUGGUUCUGGAUUUCGAUCCUGAAACCAGAGAAGAAUUACUCGUUGUAGAUGAAAAUUUAGUUUGCAAUUUAAAACCUCAUCAACGGGAAGGUGUUAAAUUCAUGUGGGAUUCUUGUUUCGAAUCCCUUAAAAGAAUGGAAGAAGACAGUGGAUCCGGAUGUAUUUUGGCACAUUGCAUGGGAUUGGGUAAAACACUUCAAGUGAUAACAUUAUCACACACACUUCUCACGAACAACACCGGAGUUCAAUCCAUAUUGAUACUAUGUCCUCUGAGCACAGUUCAAAAUUGGGUCAAAGAAUUUUAUUAUUGGUUGAAAAAAUGUAAGAAAAGGAUAAAAAUAUUCGAAGUCGUCACGUGCAAAACGAAAAAAUUAAAAAUUAAAAAAAUAAAAUCGUGGAAGGAGAACGGUGGGGUUUUGAUAAUGAGCUACAACGGAUUUCGUCUCAUGACGAAUAAUAAAAAAAAUGAAAAUUCAAAAUAUUUAACGGCUUUUUUAAAUCCGGGUCCGGAUUUGGUCGUUUGCGACGAGGGUCACCUGUUGAAAAAUGAAAAAUCAUGUUUGGCCCUAUGCGUGUCACAAUUGAAAACUCUCAGACGAAUCGUUCUCACGGGGACUCCCCUACAAAAUAAUUUAAUAGAAUAUUUUUGCAUGGUCGAAUUCGUCAAACCCAGCAUAUUGGGAACGAAAAGAGAAUUCAUGAACGGAUUCGUUAAUCCUAUUAAAAAUGGCCAAUUCGAAGAUUCCACGCAAUCGGAUGUUAGAAUAAUGAAAAGGAGAGCACACGUUCUUCAUUCUCUCGUCGAAGGAUUCAUUCAAAGAUUCGGAUACUACGUAUUGAAAUCUCUACUUCCGGAAAAACAAGAAUACGUCAUUAAAAUAUGUCUGACGGAAACUCAAGAAGAACUCUAUAGAACGUUCGUUAAAAACUAUGCGAAUUUUUCCGAAAAUAAAUCUCUGUUCAAUACAUUUUCCUGGCUUCAAAAAAUCUGGACUCAUCCCCGUGUUUUCCAUCACGCACUGGACACCGUAUCCAACGACGUGGACAAAACGUCACAAUUCGCAAUGGCGUUCGCGGAUUGUAAUAAAAUUUUAAAAGAAGAAGAAUUCACGGAGAUUCGAGCGAGUGGAAAAUUAGUUUUGCUGUUUCAAAUAUUGAAAAUUUGCCAUCAAGCGGGUGAUAAACUUUUAGUGUUCAGUCAGUAUUUGACGACUCUCAAUCUCAUCGAGUAUUUCUUAAGAUUCGUAAACGAUAAUAAUAAUAAGAAUGAUGAAUGUAACACGUGGGUGACGGGUGUGGAUUAUUAUAGGAUCGACGGUACGACAAACAGUCAAAGUCGUUUCGAUUAUUGUAAAAAAUUCAACGAUAAAAAUAACAAACGUUUAAGACUUUUGCUAAUAUCGACGAGAGCCGGAGGUUUGGGUAUUAAUUUGGUGUCUGCAAAUCGAGUCAUCAUAUUCGACGUGUCAUGGAAUCCGAGUCACGACCUACAGAGCAUAUUUAGAGUUUAUCGUUUCGGACAGAGGAAAACUUGUUACAUUUAUAGAUUUCUAUCGGAGGCGACGAUGGAAGAGAAAAUAUAUCAACGUCAAGUCACGAAAUUAUCUCUCGCGCACAGGAUAAUAGACGAACAUCAAAUCGAAAGACAUUUUUCGAUGGUCAACUUGCAAGAAUUAUUCACUUAUAAUCCCCUGCCGAAAAAUCUAUGGGAAAUCCCCAAAGUCCCGAAGGAUAAUUUACUAGCACAGAUAUUGUCUUCGAAUAGGGAUUUGAUCGUGAGUUAUCACGAACACGAUUCCCUAUUGGAAAAUAAAGAAGAUGAAGAAUUGACUCUGGAAGAGCGACAAGCGGCGUGGGAAGAAUUCGAAAAGGAAAAAUUCGAUAAUAUGAUUCCCGUGCCACCGAACGCUUUUCCAAACGACGUAAUUAUUAAUAAUUAUUAUCAGGGUCAAGGUUGGGUCAAUCCAAAUUUUUUCGUUUUAAAUCAAAAUUCAAAUGAUAUGUGUAAAAUUGUCGACAAACAUUGUGUCGCUUGGCACAUUUCUAUGUCUGUAAUGGCAUCUUGGUGA